CAGGCAAGCGGUGAAGAAGACGUUAGCAGCGGGCGGGAAGGGGGAUCGGGGCGGCGAGGAAACGGAGCGCGGCCGCGGGCUGAGCUGUCGGAUGGUGGGGUUGCCAGUCGUGAUUACCGAGAGCCGGGGAGAGUGGCCCGAGGGUCAUCAGAUAAACCUAGAGCAAUGUUGAAGUUUAAAUAUGGUGGCCGUGGUCUUAUGGACAAUGGGGCUGGUGAGCCAAUUACCAAUCGUUGUUCCAGACUGAACCUGUUUUUCCAGGGCAAGACUCCUUGUCUGGGUCGGAUACAACAACAGUCUUCCUGCUUAUUGACCAGAGAAGGACUUAUUGAUGCAAUCCUUGCCCUCUUUAAAGAAUGUAAUAGUCCUGACCUGAUGAAAAUAAAGCACGUGGCCAAUUUUGUAAAAAAGUACAAAGAUGCUCUGAAUGAGAUUCGAGAGUUACAACCCUGUGCUGGUGAUUUUGAGGUGAAAAGCGUGAUUGGUCGUGGUGUUUUUGCGGAAGUGCAGGUCGUCCGUGAGAAAGCCACCAACGAUGUUUAUGCAAUGAAAGUCAUGAAUAAGCAGGCGCUGAUUGAAGAGGAUAAUGUCGUAUUUUUUGAGGAGGAGUGUAGUAUCCUAUCACGCAACACCAGCCCCUGGUUGCCUUCCUUACAGUAUGUAUUUCAGGAUAAGACGUAUAUUUAUCUGGUAAUGGAAUACCAGCCAGGGGGCGAUCUGCUGACACUCCUUAAUCGUUAUGAUGAUCAGUUUGAUGAGAGUAUGGCUCAGUUUUACCUGGCUGAGUUAGUUCUGGCCAUUCAUAGUGUUCAUCAGAUGGGUUACGUUCACAGAGAUAUCAAGCCAGAGAAUAUUCUUAUUGACCGAACAGGACACAUCAAAUUGGCCGAUUUUGGAUCAGCAGCCAAACUGACAGCAAACAAAACGGUGAGCUCAAAGUUGCCAUUUGGCACACCAGAUUUCAUGGCUCCCGAAGUAUUAACUGUGAUGAAUGGAGAUGGAUGUUCUUCAUAUGGUGUAGAAUGUGACUGGUGGUCAUUGGGAGUGAUUGCUUAUGAAAUGAUUUAUGGGAGAUCGCCAUUUGUUGAGGGAACAUCAGUCAAAACUAUCAGCAACAUCAAAAAUUUCCAGAGAUCUCUGAAAUUUCCAGACGAGCGUAAAACAAGUAAGGAGUUUCUAGAUUUGGUGCAAAGUCUGCUGUGUAAAGCUAAGGAGCGUUUGAAUUAUGAAGGACUCAUCUGCCACUCAUUUUUUACAAACAUCAACUGGAACAAUAUCAGGCACAUUCCACCCCCUUUUGUACCCACCCUGGAAACUGAUGAUGAUGUGUCCAAUUUCGAUGAGCCAGAGAAAAUAUCGCACCCGAUGAUCAAGGCAGAGCAGCUGAACAAAUUGGGUUUUACAGGAGAGGACUUGCCUUUCGUAGGAUUGUCCUUUACCAAGACACUGGCUGCACUCUCUCGCUCAGAAUCAGUAACUUCAUUGAUGGACUCACCAGCCAAGACUAACUCUCUGGAAAAAAAGCUGCUGUUAAAGAAUAAAGAAUUACUGGAGUCACAGGACACAUGUCAUAAGAUGGAUCAAGAAGUCACACAUUUGCAUCGAAAAGUCUGUGAGCUAGAAACAGCUCUUGAGCAAAAGGAUGUGGAGCUUCAGGCAUCUGAAUCCCAGAAGUCAAUCCUGGAGCAGGACUUGGCAACGUAUAUUACAGAAUGUAGUAGCCUGAAGCGUAGCCUUGAGCAGGCACGUGUAGAGGUAUCUCAGGAGGAUGACAAAGCACUCCAGCUGCUACAGGAAAUCCAGGAGCAGAGUCACAGAAUGCAGGAAAUUAAAGAACAGGAGUUUCAUGCUCAAAUGGAGGAGAUGCAAGUGACUGUGCGACAACUGGAAGAGGAUCUUGCUGCGGCACGCCGGCGGGCUGAUCUUUACGAGACUGAACUGAAGGACACUCGAAUUACAGCAGACGAAUAUAGACGGAAAGCAGCUGAGUCACAGCAUAAACUACAAAAGGCUCGAGAUCAAGGAAAAGCUGAGGUUGGAGAGAUAUAUGCCAAAUUGGAAAAGAUGAACACAGAGCAACAGAAGAAAAUCCAGGAAUUGCAGGAAAAGCUUGCUAAAGCAGUGAAAGCCAGUUCUGAAGCCACAGACCUCUUGCAGAAUGUACGGCAAGCUAAAGAACGCGCAGAGCGAGAUCUUGAGAAGUUACAGGGCCGCGAAAACUCCAGUGAAAGCUUCAGGAAGAAACUGGUGGAAUCAGAGGAACGCCGUAAAUCUCUGGAGAACCAAGUGAAACGACUUGAGAUGGUGGAGCGCAGAGAAAACAAACUGAAGGAAGAUUUGCAGACAAAAUCUCAGCAGAUACAACAGAUGGCUCAGAAAAUCCUGGAAUUGGAGGAGAAUUGGUGUGAAGCCCAAGCAACAGCACAACGCAUGGAAACCAACCUUAGACAGAAAGAGCAACUCUACGAAGAUAAAAUGAAGGUUAUGGAAGCACAAGUGAAGAUGGGCAUUGCAACCAAGGAAUCAUUGGAAGAUUGUCGUCUUAGGCAUGAGGAAGAUUUGCGUAAAAAGUGCAAAUUGAUUGAUGAUCAGAAAGCGACAAUAAAUGCCAUGGAUUCCCAAAUUAAGUCUCUGGAACAGAGGGUAGCAGAGCUCUCUGAAGCAAACAAACUUGCAGCAAACAGCAGCAUCUUUACUCAGAGAAGCAUGAAAGCACAGGAAGAAAUGAUUGCGGAACUCAGGCAGCAGAAGUUUUACUUGGAGACACAGGCGGGGAAGCUGGAUGCUCAUAACCAAAAACUGGAGGAACAAAUGGAUAAAAUCAACCAGGAUGAACAAAGCUGCAAAAACAAGCUACUAGAGCUCGAGAGUAAACUCCGGGAGGCCAGCCUGGAGCAUGAGCAGCAGAAACUGGAGCUAAAGAAGCAGGGGAAUGAGUUGCAGCUGGCUCUGCAGGAGAAGGAGGCUCAGAUCAGAAGUCUGCAAAGUACAAAAACUGCACUGGAAAACCAACUGCAAAUGGCCAAGGCAGAAUUGGAGGAGACCACAACUGAAGCAGAGGAAGAGAUUCAAUCCCUGAGGGCACACCGUGAUGAAAUUCACAACAAGUUUGAAGCCCUCCGAGAAAGUUGCACAGUUAUUUCUGACCUGGAGGAACAGUUAAACCAGCUGAGUCAGGAAAAUGCAGAGCUCAACAGCCAAAACUACUUCCUGACCAAGCAGGUAGAGGAAUUAACGUGCAUCGGAGACGAACGAGCCCAACUUCGUCAGGAAAUGGGGAGAAUGCGUCAGGAACUAUCUGACCAAGAGCUUCAGCUCAGUAACCAAAAACAGACAAUAGAGACUUUAAAGACAACUUGCUCAAUGCUAGAAGAGCAAGUGAUGGACCUGGAGACACUGAAUGAUGAACUCCUAGAAAAAGAACGCCAGUGGGAAAAUUGGAGAUCAGAGUUUGAAGAAGAGAAAGCACAACUUGAGCGGCGGAUCCAAGAAAUGAAGAGGCUGCUGGACAUAGAAAAGCAGGCCAGAAUGCGUGCAGAGCAGCGUGGCAAUGAAUCCCGCCAGGCUGUGGAACAAGCUGUGAAGGAGCACAAGUCAGAGAUCCUAUCAUUACAAAAUUGUUUAAAAGAGCAGAAACUGAAGGCGGAAAGCCUUUCUGAUACGCUGAGUGACCUGGAAAAGAAGCAUGCCAUGCUGGAAAUGAAUGCACGUGGCCUUCAGCAGAAACUGGAGACAGAGCGAGAACUAAAACACAGACUAAUUGAAGAGCAAACUAAGCUACAGCAGCAGUUGGACAUGCACAAGACACACAUCUUCCGUUUGACUCAAGGACUGCAGGAAGCCUUGGAUCAGGCUGAUCUAUUAAAAACAGAGCAGAGUGAUCUGGAGUAUCAGAUUGCAAACAUGCAGAUGGUGUUCUCCCAUGAUAGAGUGAAGCUGGAAGGUACUAUCUCUCAACAGUCCAAACUGAUUGAUUUCCUACAAUCAAAGAUGGACCAGUCAAUUAAAAAGAAAAAGAGUUUGUUUGGGCGCCGGCGUGAGGACCCUACUCUUCCCGUCCAAGUCCCUAUGCAGUAUAAUGACUUGAAAGUAGCCUUGGAUAAGGAGAAAUGUCGAAACAUGGAGCUAGAGGAUGCACUACAGAAAAUACGUGUAGAGCUGAAAUGUGUUCGGGAAGAAGCCGCUCAUUUAAAAACAGUGGAUCACCAGUCGCAAUCAACACCCGCUUCAGCCAGACACCAGAUCCUCAUGUCUGCAAUUGUCCGUUCCCCAGAGCACCAGCCAAAUCCUGUCAGCCUGCUGGCUCCUCCUUCCAGCCACAGGAAGGAAUCUUCUACUCCUGAAGAAUUUGGUCGGCAAUUGAAGGAACGCAUGCAUCAUAAUAUUCCGCACCGUUUCACCGUUGGCCUGAACAUGAGAGCUACAAAAUGCGUCGUUUGCCUGGAUACAGUACAUUUUGGCCGCCAAGCAGCAAAGUGUGCAGAAUGCCAAUUGAUGUGCCAUCCUAAAUGCUCCUCUUGUCUACCAGCAACAUGUGGGCUCCCUGCAGAAUAUGCUACACACUUCACGAAAGCCUUUUGCCGAGACAAAAUGAACUCACCUGGCUUACAACUAAAGGAUCCAGCAUCAAAUAUGCGGCUGGAGGGCUGGAUGAAAAUUCCCAGAAAUGGGAAACGAGGGCAACAGGGCUGGGAACGGAAGUAUAUCGUCCUGGAAGGAUCUAAAGUUCUCCUUUACGACAAUGAUUCAAUAGAUGGACAAAGACCAAUUGAUGAAUUUGAACUAUGCCUGCCUGAUGGGGACGUGACAGUGCAUGGAGCAGUUGGAGCCACUGAACUUGUAAACACUGCAAAGACAGAUGUGCCUUAUGUGCUGAAGUUAGAAUCUCAGCCACACACAACCUGCUGGCCUGGUCAGACACUCUACAUGCUUGCUCCGAGCUUCCCGGACAAGCAGCGCUGGGUCGCCGUGUUGGAGUCUGUUGCAGCUUCUGGACGGAAAUCAUGUGAAAAAGCAGAGAGAGCUGCUGCUGAAGUGGCCCAGAGCGAUGACCUUAUCCUGUUGGUGAAGAAAUUACUGGGAAAUUCUUUGCUGAAGCUGGAGGGAGAUGACCGUUUGGAUAUAAAUUGCACUCUACCACUCAGUGAGCAGAUUGUGCUGGUUGGGACAGAAGAAGGUCUAUAUGCAUUAAAUGUUGUGAAGAACUCCCUUGUGCACAUUCCGGGUGUGGGGUCAGUGUUCCAGCUUCAUAUCCUAAAGGAACUUGAUCGACUCAUCAUGAUUGCAGGGGAGGAGCGAACCCUCUGUUUUGUGGAUAUUAAGAAGGUGAAGCUAUCGAUAGCUCAGUCCCAUCUGCCAGCCCAGCCAGAGCUCAUACCUACAGUUUUUGAUAACUUGAAAGGAUGCCACCUGUUUGCAGUAGGAAAAAUUGAGGCUGGACCCUGUAUCUGUGCAGCAAUGCCAAAUAAAGUAUAUGUCCUCCGUUAUAAUGAGGGUCUUGACAGCUUUGCAAUACGCAAGGAGAUUGAAACAUCUGAGCCCUGCAGUUGUAUACAGUUUACUGCAUACAGUAUCAUCAUUGGAACCAACAAGUUCUAUGAGAUGGAAAUGAAGAACUACACACUGGAGGAAUUUCUGGAUAAGAAUGAUAUGACCCUGGCCUCUGCCAUAUUUGCUGCUUCAUCCUACAGUUUCCCAAUUGCCAUAGCCCAGGUGAACAGCAGUGGACAAAAGGAUGAGUAUUUGCUCUGUUUCCAUGAAUUUGGAGUCAUUGUUGAUUCGUACGGAAGACGCAGUCGCACUGAUGACCUGAAGUGGAAACGUUUGCCCUUGGCAUUUGCUUAUAGAGAACCUUACCUAUUUGUAACUCAUUUCAACUCUCUGGAGGUUAUUGAAAUCCAAAGCCGUAACACAGCCAGUGUAUUGAGUCAUGCUCACUUGGACAUCCCAAAUCCCAGAUAUCUCGGUCCUGCUAUGUCAUCUGGAGCCAUUUACUUAGCCUCAUCCUAUCAGAAUAAACAGCGAAUCAUCUGCUGCAAAGGCAACUUGGUGAAGGAGGCAAGCAAUGAUGUACAAAGUGCAAUCACCAGCCGCAGGUCUCCUUCUCACAACAUGGAUCCGGUUCAGCAGGCAGCAAAUGCAACCAGUCCGAACAAGCGAGGACUUCCCUCAUACAAUGAGCACAUGUCAAAGAAGUUGGCACCUUGCCCGAGAGAAAAUUCACCUCAGGAUUUGAACAGGUCAGUCAGGUACAGAGAAGGGAGGCAAGAGACGAGAAGGGACAAAUCACCGCGGCGAGCCUUGGAGAGGGAGAAAUCACCAGGCAGACCUUUGGACACCACCAGAGAGAGGUCACCAGGAAGGAUAUUGGAUGAAAGCAGAGGAGGUGGUAUGCGUUUACCUGCAGGAUCUGCAAGAGCUCCGGUUACAAAGCCCUGGGACCAAUCUGCUGUAUGAGUACACUGCUGUCUUACAGAUGAAGAGGCAUGUAUUGAUCAACAGAGGGAGGAUGGCUCUCGGACUAAGGAAUUGCACGGAACAAAAUAAAGUCGCGCACAUUUAUCUGCUUCAGUCACUAAGGGAAUGGGAGGGUGGGGCAUUAACUUUAAUCUACAUGCUGCUCGCAAUCUAAAUUAAGAUUGGCUCUUGGUAAUGUGGGUGACUGAUUCAUCUGUGGGGAAAAGGAUUUGCAGAGUUAAAUGUACAAAACUGUAGAAGAUUCACUGCCAUUUGAAAGAUUGUUCCUCUUGAUAGCAAAUCCUUUUAAAUUUUCUCCAGUCAAGUUUGUAUAGUCAAAUGGUUUGCAAGUUUGAACCAGAGAUGAAAUUGGUUAUUAACCGUACACAGUUCAUUACUUGAAUUUUAUACAAAGGUUAUGAAGAGAAACUGAACAUGGAAUUGCAGCAGGAUUUAAUAUAUAUUUUGUGAUAAUCCAUAGCCCUUGGCUAUUUAAUCUUUACUCUCUGCUGACUUGCACUGCUGCUUUGUCCUGGAUGUAUUGUACAUUCAAACAAAAUUGACUGCAGAUUUUUGUAUUUUGUUUCUCUGAUCUGUGUCAAAAAUUCCCAGUUCUGAAGUGUUCCUAUUUUUGUGAGAUUACUGUAUUUUUCUCUUUGUACCGCUUUCUGUCGACAUGCGACUCGUAAGAAUAAAAUGUGAGUCGCAUUUCUGGUGACUCAUUUUCCAUGAAAAUGCUUAAAUAAAUUUAACAUAAUUUGC
Molecule: messenger RNA, 7218 nt
Organism: Mobula hypostoma (lesser devil ray)
Lineage: Eukaryota; Metazoa; Chordata; Chondrichthyes; Myliobatiformes; Myliobatidae
Gene: cita
Product: citron rho-interacting serine/threonine kinase a
Exons: 50
Coding region: 166-6456 (2096 amino acids)
Biological process (GO): protein phosphorylation; mitotic cytokinesis
Molecular function (GO): ATP binding; protein serine/threonine kinase activity
Source: RefSeq, a predicted model, not a curated record